AUCCUCUACCCACUCCGCUGUCCAUAAGAGAAAACACCUCAUGAAGAUUAAUAAAAUAAAUAUCUUCGAGAAUUAGAAAUACUCAAUUUAUCUCAGAUAUUCCAAGACUAUUAAGGACUAUAUUACGUGUUUAUUGAGUUUGUACAGCACAAGAUGCAAAGUACUUAUUAAUUUUGUGUUUAUUGAAAGGAUAAUUAAUUUUUCGUCCUUGGUAAAACUUUUCCUUAAAAAUUUUUGUCCAAUGAUUCUUCUCAAGUGUUUGGUUGUAUCUGCCGCGUCAUCUUAACCCUCUUUGGUGUGCGCGUCUGUGAAGGUGUUAGAGGCCCCCGUCAACAAUAAAACAUCUACCCUCUCUAGAGGAGCGUCUGGCAGCUACAGGGGGUGGUUGGCUACACACUAGGUGGUCGUGUAGUGAACAGAAAACGGGAACAUGUGCCAUAAUUAAGGACAAACUAAAGUAAAGAAUGAUGACUCAAUCACUACUACAACCAGCAGCAGGAAUAGAAGCAGUUACCAGAGAAGAAUAUUAUGUUAUACUUUACGGCUUUUAUAUCAACGAAAAACAAUAUAUGUAAAUAAAUUAAUAAUACCCACAGGAAAGUUUGACAGAAAAAAGAUAUAUUCCAUAAUAAAAGUAAAAAAUACGUCAGUUUCUCAGUGAGUCAGUCAGGUGUUGUUCUGACAUACAGUACUAAGAGGUGUGGAUAAGUGUUGAGGAAGUGGAAGCCGUCAGGAUGGGUGUGUGGAUGCUUGAAGCCAUGACUUACUUCCACCUUACCACCACCACAGCCACGAGUGAGGUGUGGAGUGACGUCUCAUCCACUCUACCUACCUACCUUUCACCCCAAGUACAGUCAGUUAACGAGAGUCUGGCCUUCGCUCUGAACGUCACCUGCCACAACGACAGGAAGUUGGUGGAUCUGACUGAGUUUGAAUACGCUUACCGCAAGGAGACUUGGAUCCCUAUCACCUGGCGGGAGGUCAUUAAGAUAGUGGCGUACGUGAUAGUGUUCAUGGUGUCCUUGGUGGGGAACCUGCUGGUGAUCUUGGUCGUCUACUACAACGUACACAUGCGCUCCUCCACCAACCAGUACUUGGUGAACCUGGCCGUGGCUGACCUGCUGGUGACUCUCUUGUGUACGUGGGUGCAUUUGGUGCGCAACCUCUCCCACCCACACCACGUACUGCCCGCCAUCUUCUGUAAACUGGACGGCUUCGCACAAGCCACGUCUCUCCUGGCCAGCGUGUUAACAUUAACAGUCAUCAGUGUGGGCAGGUUCGUGGCUGUCAUAUUCCCGCUACACGCCCGCACCUCGCCAGACCGCGCCCACCGUGUCAUCGCUGUAGUGUGGGUGACGUCUGCUCUCUUGUCCUGCCCGACGCUUUUCUACCGUGAACUGUACAGCAUCAAGUGGGCCAACUUCACCUCCUGGCACUGUGACGAGGUGUGGCCCAAUGAGGUGAAGUACGACCCGGUGGUGAGGCGGUGUGUCACGACCUACGACCCCAAGAAGCUCUUCUACAUCAUACUCAACACCGCCUUCUACUUUCUCCCCGUCGGUAUCAUGGUCAUUAGUUACAGUCUGGUGGUGUGGAGGUUGUGGAUGACUCAGCUGCCAGGUGAGCACUGUGUACCUGCCCGCAACACAGCCACACGGGCCAAGAAGAAGGUAGUGAAGAUGGUGUCAGUCGUCCUGCUGGUGUUUGUGCUGUGCUGGACGCCGCUACAGACCAUCAUCCUCUACAGUAACUUCGUCCACGUUGACCAUAACUCCUUGCCGGAGUGGUUCGGAGUGAUGGAGUUCUCGGCCUACUUCAUCGCGUUGUCUAACUCCGCCCUCAACCCCAUCAUCUACUGCGGCUUCAACGACAACUUUCGCAAAGGUCUCAUGUCUCUCCUCACCUGCAGACACUCCUCUACCGGCAGGAUACACCACCGUCUACACUGGCGAGGCACAACAGGGAGAACCCGGGAGACAACAGUGGGAUGUUCUGGUCCUGAACCUGCUGUCGUGCUAGAGAUCAAGUCUUUGGAAAUUAACAGUUCGAGCCACAAGAGUUAUAAGAAAUCCUCUCACAGUAGUCGGGUCGUGAUGACAAGCUACAAGGAGUUACGCCACAACAAACUGGACGACAUAGAAACUGAUCACACGUUUAAGAACCACAGCGGCGGAGGAGAGAGUAGCCAGAAGGGUGACGGCUGCCCCCGCAUCACUACCUCCACCCCGUGCAACAACCACUGUGUCUGCCUUGGAGGAGACCUGGCGGAGCAUCAACGCCCGUCGGGGCAUCACCACCUGACGGAGCAUCAUCACAGUGCUCCAGCGUCCGCCUCCUCCAGGGGCAGGAGCAGAGUGGCCACAUGUUGUGGGUGUUGCAGGAGCACCAAGAGCGCCUCCUUCACCCUUUAUGACGUAAACAAACUGAAGGGCAAUAUUAAUACUGACACUAAAGAAGACAGGGUGUAACAGGAUGCCAACCACUGAAGAAGAACAAUAGAAUAGGGUCUCAAGUGAAACCAGAUUCAAUGUGAUAAAAUUCGUAUAAAUAAAAUAGAAGUUACUUCGGACACAUACGAACAGUUAUCUUAUAUAAAGUUAGCUACGUGACUUACGUUGUGGGAAACAAAACAUAUAAUUGAACAAUGUGAACAAGUAUCUAAGAUUAAGCAACAAAUGUGCGUCUCAGCGUUGCAUUUCCCUCAAAGAAGUUAUACGUUGAUAAUCUCUAUCUGGUGAAUUUUUCUUUGUGGGGAAGAUUACUCUGAGCGAUUUAUUAAAUAUUCUCCUUCUGA
Messenger RNA from Homarus americanus (American lobster), 2794 nucleotides. Its product is annotated as orexin receptor type 2-like. Lineage: Eukaryota; Metazoa; Arthropoda; Malacostraca; Decapoda; Nephropidae. Gene Ontology annotation, biological process: G protein-coupled receptor signaling pathway. Gene Ontology annotation, cellular component: membrane. Gene Ontology annotation, molecular function: G protein-coupled receptor activity; peptide binding. The transcript is spliced from 13 exons. The record is from RefSeq and is a predicted model, not a curated record. Bases 735 to 2468 code for a protein of 577 amino acids.